Messenger RNA from Hirsutella rhossiliensis, 291 nucleotides. Its product is annotated as anaphase-promoting complex subunit 11 RING-H2 finger domain-containing protein. The transcript is spliced from 4 exons. Gene Ontology annotation, molecular function: ubiquitin protein ligase activity; cullin family protein binding; zinc ion binding. The record is from RefSeq and is a predicted model, not a curated record. Gene Ontology annotation, biological process: positive regulation of mitotic metaphase/anaphase transition; protein ubiquitination; anaphase-promoting complex-dependent catabolic process. The coding region runs from base 1 to 291 and encodes 96 amino acids. Lineage: Eukaryota; Fungi; Ascomycota; Sordariomycetes; Hypocreales; Ophiocordycipitaceae. Gene Ontology annotation, cellular component: nucleus; anaphase-promoting complex.
AUGAAGGUCACCAUCAAGGAAUGGAACUCGGUCGCUACCUGGCGAUGGGAUAUCCCCGAGGACGACGUCUGCGGCAUCUGCCAGGUCCACUUUGACGGGACGUGUCCAACUUGCAAAUACCCGGGCGACGACUGCAGUCUGCUUUCGGGCAAAUGCGGCCACAACUUUCACAUGCAUUGCAUCAUGGAAUGGAUCAAGCAAGACUCGGCUCGCGGUCAAUGUCCCAUGUGUCGCCAGCCUUUUGAAUGGGUUGAUCAGGCCAACGAAGCUUCUGCAUCUGCUGUGGAGUGA